This is a messenger RNA of Phyllotreta striolata, 1353 nucleotides long. Lineage: Eukaryota; Metazoa; Arthropoda; Insecta; Coleoptera; Chrysomelidae. The record is from the annotation of a GenBank genome assembly.
CAGGAACGUCGUGGGCAAGAUAUCGUGACGCUUUCCACGAGAGAGCACGAUUGUUACUGCACGUUCGAAUAAUUUUACCCGGAUUUGGAUUUUUUGUGAAAUAUCCGCGACCUUCCGGGCGGUGGGAUUAGCUGCUAUUAGUAUUCUAUUAUUGAGAAAUUAAUAGUAGUCUUGUUAGUGUAGUGAUUAAGAUGUUAAGUGUUAAAAUUAUGCAGAAAAGCGCGACUGGCGCUCACAAAACAUCCAGUUUUUCCGGGUUUUUUAUGUAAGUAGAUCGGCGGAUUUCCCCAUGACAAUUGGCGAUUGGAUGUGAUAUGGGGCAGAGCCCGUCCCGGCAACGAGAUCGGCACUUGAAAGGAAAACUGUUUUCGUAUUUCGCCUGGAAAAGCAAAACUCGCAACUUGUACCCUCAGCAGCCGAUAAAGUUCCAAUUCAAAACUAAAAGGAGCAGCGGGAACAUCGUCGAGCCGGAGAGCAAUUCGCAGAUAAAUAACGUGCUUAAAUUGAACCGGAUUAAUGAAGAAAAGGCGCACUCGGGGAUUCGCCCACCCGCAAGGCCGAAAUCAGCCCCCAAUUUGCUGCUGGAGAGGGAAAAGAAAAAAUAUCGGGCUAAAAUUCGAAAACUCGAUAGCGACUGGUACUCAGAUAUACCUCAAUUUGGUUACGAAAUCGAAGACGUAGACACUUUUUUAAACAAGGCUACAAUCGAAAAACCGGCCAACAUACCGGUAGUUUUGGCGUUUCCUAGCUUAUUGUACAAGACGAGAGUCGGGGGUUACCAGGUGGAAAUAGAACUGCCAUUGGGGAUGGUGGUGAAUGCAGUGUUCAAGAACCAGCACUGGUUGUACGUGCAAACUCCCCACGCUGAAGAAGGUUACGUUAGCUAUGCAGCUUGUCUACCUUUAGGAAUCCUUCCGCCUCCAGACGAUACCACUUCGACGCCCUGCUGGGAAAGGAGCACGGACGUGUUUCCCAAACCGUCGGGAAAUAUGACGGACAGCGAGAAACUGAGCACGAAGUCAGACUGCGAGGGAAUCACGAAAACUAGGCACAAAAUAUCCAGGCACGCUUCGAGCGUGUGCGAGGAGAAGAGCAUCGAUAGAUUGUACCUUCGAGCGGCGAAAACCAACGCGAAAACGGGUAAGGAAUUGUACACGUUGUUGGUGAUAACGUCGAACUUUUGCGGAAGGGGUAACGACGAUAUUUUAGUGAAAAAGGGGGAUGUUGUGUAUCUGUUAGAUGCCAGUUUCAAGGGAUGGUUUUACGUGAAGGACAAAGAUGGAAACGAGGGGUACAUACCCUCGGCGAUUGCCGGGCACGGAUUUGUGUAGUUAUUUGUAAAUAAAUUUUCUU